UCCGCCAUUUUGAAUUUUGAACAACAAAUUUGGUUUCAUAUUUAGAUAAUUAUGUAUCUCUGAUAAAUUAAAACUUAACACAUUUUUACCAAUUCAAUAACUUUUUUAAUUUCUCAGAUGCUUAGGAAGAAGAUUCGAAAAUAUAAAUUCACUUUUAGAAAGAACUUUACCAAUUUACAAUCAAAUAGAAAAAGUGAGAGAAGUCUUUCCAAAUUAUAGUAAAGUUCAUGUUUUAAUGGCAACUAAAGAAUUUAACAUUAAUUUCACUGACAAUUCGAAGCAAUUGAAGGUCUUGAUUUUAGUAAGAUAUCUUCAUAUGGAGUUAUCAAAAAUAUCCUGGGAGCUUAAUAGAAUUUAUGAAAAACAAUUGAUGAUGAAAAUGGGAGCACAUUUCAUUAUAAUAACAGGUCUCUUAUACAAUCUAUUCACAUUUUUCUAUUUUGUAAAUGAAACAUUAAAGGAUAAAUUAAGAAUCUUAAUCAGUACGACAAUAUGGUUCAGUGUUUAUUGUUAUCGAUUUUUAAAAAUAAAUACCACCUGUGCCAGGGUCAGUGCGGAGGCGCGCAAAACUAGGAAUAUUCUUUAUGAAUUAAAAAAUUCAAAUAAAGAUAAAGAAAUUAUUGAGGAGAUUGAAGAAUUUGGUUUACAAUUAACACAACGUCCUUUGGCAUUUACUGCAUGUGGAUUAUCUUCUCUUGAUUAUGACUUUGUGCGAAGAUUCAUAGCAUCCGUGACGACUUAUUUGGUGUUAUUGAUACAAUUCAGCCCCGAAAUACGUAAAUGCGAAAGAAAUUAUUGAGAUAGCAAUUUAAAAAAAAACUUAAUAUCAUCUAAUACUACAA
This is a messenger RNA of Leptopilina heterotoma, 842 nucleotides long. Its product is annotated as gustatory receptor for sugar taste 43a-like. Gene Ontology annotation, cellular component: axon; dendrite; neuronal cell body. Gene Ontology annotation, biological process: sensory perception of taste. The record is from RefSeq and is a predicted model, not a curated record. The coding region runs from base 236 to 799 and encodes 187 amino acids. The transcript is spliced from 5 exons. Lineage: Eukaryota; Metazoa; Arthropoda; Insecta; Hymenoptera; Figitidae.